UUGCUCGCCUACGCACCAGAUUGUCCCGUACUCCAAACAUUGCGUUUAUUUUGAAAUCGGGGUUAUUGCCCGGUGUUUGCUUGAUCCUUGCCCCACAAUCGAAGACCCGGGCAGGGUGUUCCCCCGAGCGGACUGAGGAGGAUUCAGCCCGGAUGCAGACAGAGCUUCGCCAUGAGGCUACAUUUCGCCGGAGCCGUGCUGCUGUCAGCGGCCGCCUACUACGUGUACCUGCCCCUACCGAACGGCGUGAGUGAGCCGUGGAAGCUGAUGCUGCUGGACGCCCUCUUCCGGAGCUGUAUGCAUGCGGGUGACAUGGCCCAGGCGCUGGGCAUGUGCCAUCAUGUGCACUUCCUCAACCGGGUGGUGUCCUGGGUGGAGGUGAUCGACGCGCGUUCCAGCCCCACUGUGGAGGUGAGCGACACCACGCUGGGAGGCGUGUCGGUGCGAGUCUUCCAGGCAAAAGGGGUCCGGAACCUCAAAAGGGGGAUUGUUUACUUCCAUGGCGGGGGAUGGAGCCUACUCAGCGCACGGAUGCGAUCAUAUGACCUUCUGUGCCGCAAGAUGGCGGAGGACCUGGACGCCGUCGUCGUGUCAGUGGAUUACCGUCUGGCUCCAGAGGCGGUGUUCCCGGAUCAGUACCACGAUGCGUUAGCGGUGGCGCGGGCCUUCAUGUCCAAUCAGGUGCUAGAGCGCUACCACUUGGAUCCGAAGCGGCUGUGUGUGUCCGGAGACAGCUCUGGAGGAAACCUGGCGGCGGCUGUUGCACAGGAGCUGGGCUCUGAUGACAGCCUCACGGUGAGGUUCAAGGCUCAGGCGCUGAUCUACCCGGUUCUGCAGGCACUGGACUUCCACACACCGUCCUACCAGCAGAAUCAGGCGGUUCCCAUCCUGUACAGACCCCGCAUGGCCCAUUUCUGGCUCCUCUACCUGGGCGCCAACCCAUCCCUGGAGGCUAUGCUGCUCGCUAACAACCACAGCGCUUUGGACCAGCAGGCCAUCAACGCCGCCACCCGGUCCAAACUGGACUGGACCGCUCUGCUACCAAAUGAACACAAAAAGAACUUCCGGCCGGUCCUCGUUGAAACUGGAUCCCCGGGGUUGCUGGACGAGGUGCCGGCGCUCCUCGACGUGAGGGCGGCACCACUGCUGGCCGAACAGGCAGUUCUAGGUAAGACGCCUAAAGCGUACGUGUUGACGUGCGAGUUCGACGUCCUGAGAGACGACGGGUUGAUGUAUGCCAGGCGGUUGCGAGAUGCUGGCGUCACGGUCACCAGCGACCACUACGAAGAAGGGUUCCACGGCUGCAUGGCAUUCGCUUAUCUACCCGUCAUGUCGAGCGUCGGGCACCGCAGCAUGGAGAAUUACAUCCGAUGGCUGGAUCAGAACCUCUAGAUGAACCAAAAAGCAAAGCUGUUCCAGAGAACAUUCUUUGGACAUGUGAUCCAAUUCUGGAUCACAUGUAGAAGAAAUGAUGGCAAUCUCAAUCACAACCUAUGAUGUCAUCACUUCCUGAUGAUGAUGAUGAUGAUGGUACCUACAGCCAAGGACACGACCGUGAUAAAACCCUAAAUCAACAAAACCACUGAAGAACUAAACCUAGCCCAAAAGAUGAUGAUUGACACUUUCUUUUUAUUUGAUCACUGGAAGCUUCCGGGUUUUUGGUUUUUCUCCCUUUUUGUCCAAGUUGGCCUUUAACUUGGAAAAGUUCAUGUGAAAUGAAACAAUGAGCCAUGGAAAUAUGCUUUGAUGCACUGAACACAUACACACACACACACACACACACACACACGUACUCAUAUACAG
Dunckerocampus dactyliophorus (ringed pipefish) is the source of this 1803-nucleotide messenger RNA. Its product is annotated as neutral cholesterol ester hydrolase 1-like. The record is from RefSeq and is a predicted model, not a curated record. The coding region runs from base 172 to 1392 and encodes 406 amino acids. Gene Ontology annotation, cellular component: membrane. NCBI's taxonomy places the organism in Eukaryota, Metazoa, Chordata, Actinopteri, Syngnathiformes, Syngnathidae. Gene Ontology annotation, molecular function: carboxylic ester hydrolase activity. The transcript has 5 exons.